This is a messenger RNA of Mus musculus (house mouse), 2110 nucleotides long. RefSeq names its product glutamate receptor, ionotropic, N-methyl D-aspartate-associated protein 1 (glutamate binding) (gene Grina). The record is from RefSeq and is a predicted model, not a curated record. Gene Ontology annotation, cellular component: membrane; Golgi membrane. Gene Ontology annotation, biological process: calcium ion transmembrane transport. Bases 530 to 1567 code for a protein of 345 amino acids. NCBI's taxonomy places the organism in Eukaryota, Metazoa, Chordata, Mammalia, Rodentia, Muridae. The transcript has 7 exons.
AUCACAAGGCCCCGCCCCAUCAUAAGGCCCGCCCAGUCACAAGGCUCUUCUGCGUCUCCCCAGCGGCAGGCGCAGGCCCAAGCAAUCCGGCCGCCCAGCGGGUGCAGGUGCGGACGCACCGGCCAUCACCGCGCGCGGCUGCGCAGCGGGCACCGUAAGCACCGGUCUCUGGCUCCCGGGAGCGACUCUUCGUUGCUGAGCUCUGACCCGAAAGACCCGCAGCGGUGAGAAGGCAUCUCCCAAGCUCCAAGCUGAGGCUGACAGCCAUCACUCUUCCUCCCAUCCCCCACCCCAGGUCGAGCUAGAGGAGCCCCUUCCAAGGGGUCCACAUCGGUCUCCCGUGCCCCACCCAACGCCUCCUUGUUCUGUGACUCCCUACAGCCCUGUACAAAGGUCAUGGCCAGUUGUUUUUGUUGUUGUUGUUGUUUUCUUCCUUGGUCCGCAGCAGGUAUGGCUGUCACUGGUUUCAGUCUCUCAGAGCUAACUGUUCUCUCUUUCUCCUCUAGGGGCAGCCACAGAACCCGAGGCCAUGUCCCAUGAAAAGAGUUUCUUGGUGUCUGGGGACAGUUAUCCUCCCCAAAACAUUGUGGGGCCCCAAGCCCCUAUGCCUCCCUAUGUUCAGGCUCCCUACCCUGGGGCCCCAUACCCACAGGCCCCUUUCCAGCCCUCUCCCUAUGGUCAGCCAGGAUAUCCCCAUGGUCCCAGCCCCUAUCCACAGGGUGGUUACCCUCAAGGGCCCUACCCUCAAGGAGGCUACCCACAGGGGCCAUACCCACAGAGCCCCUUCCCGCCCAACCCCUAUGGACAGCCACCACCCUUCCAGGACCCUGGCUCACCUCAGCAUGGGAACUACCAGGAGGAAGGGCCUCCAUCCUACUAUGACAACCAGGACUUCCCUGCUGUCAACUGGGACAAGAACAUUCGCCAGGCCUUUAUCAGAAAGGUGUUCCUGGUGCUGACCCUGCAGCUGUCGGUGACCCUGUCCACUGUGGCCAUUUUCACUUUUGUUGGGGAGGUGAAGGGCUUUGUCCGGGAGAAUGUCUGGACCUACUAUGUCUCCUACGCCAUCUUCUUCAUCUCCCUCAUUGUUCUCAGCUGUUGUGGGGACUUCCGGCGAAAGCAUCCCUGGAACCUUGUUGCUCUGUCGAUCCUGACCGUCAGCUUGUCCUACAUGGUGGGCAUGAUAGCCAGCUUUUACAACACGGAGGCAGUCAUCAUGGCCGUGGGCAUCACCACAGCUGUCUGCUUCACGGUGGUCAUCUUCUCCAUGCAGACCCGCUAUGACUUCACCUCGUGCAUGGGCGUGCUCCUGGUGAGUGUUGUGGUGCUCUUCAUCUUCGCCAUCCUCUGCAUCUUCAUCCGGAACCGCAUCCUGGAGAUUGUAUACGCCUCGCUGGGCGCUCUGCUCUUCACCUGCUUCCUGGCAGUGGACACCCAGCUACUCCUGGGGAACAAGCAGCUGUCCCUGAGCCCAGAAGAAUAUGUGUUUGCGGCCCUGAACCUGUACACGGACAUCAUCAACAUCUUCCUAUAUAUUCUCACCAUCAUUGGCCGUGCCAAGGAGUAGAACAAGCCCCAGCUCAGGUGGCAUGGUUGGCUCAGACCCAUGCCCCUGGCAUGACAAUGCCAUCUGUGCUUCCCUCUCUCUGGUCCCCAGGCCUGGCCUGGUGCAGAGGGAGUCCCUCUCGCCCUCUUGUAUGUACACUGCAAAUACUUAACGUCUGGACCCUCUAUGGCCACAGCAUGGCCCCCUUUAUCCCUUUUGCCCUUGCCAAGGGGCGACAGGGCUGCAUUUCUGUGCCACCUUCUGUCCACUCACUGUUGCAUGAGCCCUGUCUGCCAGCCCCAUCCCAGGGUCAGGGACCAACACCAGGUCUCAGGGGAGAAGGAUCAUACCAAGAGGUGAGGGUGCACGUCUUCCCUUCUGUCCCGGCUCCCCUGGCAUAGAGUACCCGUGUCCCCUCCCCACCCUGCCUUCUGAGGGGCACGCAGGGCGGGGUCUCAUUCUUGCGCUGGGCCCCAAGAGCAGAGAGGAUGUCAUGUUUCAAGGGAGGAGGCUCUCUCGUGCUGCCAUUGUUAAAAUGCCAAUAAAAGGGUACCUUCUGCUUUC